Molecule: messenger RNA, 2364 nt
Organism: Cydia strobilella
Lineage: Eukaryota; Metazoa; Arthropoda; Insecta; Lepidoptera; Tortricidae
Exons: 2
Coding region: 1-2364 (787 amino acids)
Biological process (GO): DNA integration
Molecular function (GO): nucleic acid binding
Source: RefSeq, a predicted model, not a curated record
AUGGAUGACUACAUACAAAGUCUACCGGACGAAUCUACCGCAACUGAUAUGGUAAGGGAUAUAAUUAAUAUUCACAAAGAGGGUGGGUUCGAAAUUCGGAACUUUACGAGCAAUAAUUUGGAUGUGUUGAAAAGUGUACCUACUGAGGCUCUAGGCGAUGCUGCUGUAAAAUUCAAAAUAGGUCAGCAGUACGCAGGCGAACGAACGCUCGGGCUCAUUUGGUACCCAGGGACAGACGGACUAGGUUUCGACGUGUCGUUGAAGCGUGUGCCUCUUGAUGUGUUAAAGGGUGAGCAAAGACCAACCAAAAGGCUAAUGUUGAAAGUUAUUAUGUCAAUAUUCGACGUGUUUGGCUUUUUGGCACCUUUUACCAUACAAGGUAAGAUAAUGCUUCAAGACACGUGGAAAUCGCAUGUCGGCUGGGAUGACACCAUUCCUGACGCCACAUUCGAUAAGUGGCGAAAGUGGCUCGAGCUGCUGCAGGUAAUAAAUAAAAUACGAGUACCCAGAUGUUAUCACCAGGCAGGCAGCUUGGCAAUGCAACGAGAGCUGGCCGCUACAAACGCUGCACCAUCACCACUGUCGGAACCCAGCGCAAGUGCUGCUGCAACAAGUUGUGAGUAUAAUAAUCUGCAGUUGCAUACGUUUUGUGAUGCGUCAACAAAAGCAAUGGCUGCCGUGUCAUACUGGCGAUGGAAUGACAAGUUUGGAAACAUCUGUGUUGCGUUAGUGGCUAGCAAAUGUCGAGUUUGUCCAGUCAAGGCAUUGACAGUGCCAAGAUAUGAGUUACAAAGUGCUCUUUUAGCUGCCAGAUUAGCAGAUACACUGUUAAAAGAGCACAAACUUAAAGCAACGCGAAGAUACUUUUGGAGUGAUGCCACUACCGUGUUGCACUGGAUAAAAAAUGACACACGCAAUUAUAAGACUUUUGUUGCGAAUAGAUUGGGUGAAAUCGACGAGCUUACACGUGCAUCAGAGUGGAGGUACGUAUCUACUAAAUUAAAUAUUGCCGACACAGCUACACGUGAGGUCUACGAUGAAACCAUUUUUCAAAACGAAUGGUUCAAUGGUCCUACAUUUUUGUAUGGUGAAGAAUCUACAUGGCCGCAAGACUUAGUGGAACAAGAUGUCAAUGUUUCAAAUCUAGAACGCGUAACAUUGGUCCAAGAACCUGCUCAAAACUCACCGCUUCCGGAUCCUCAUCGUUUUUCGUCUUGGUUGCGGCUUAAGAGAGCUACUGCAGCGGUUCUUAAGUUUGUAAACAAGUGGAAAAAACUUACAAGUGAAGAGGACUGCGAAACAAUGGAACGAGCGGAGCGUCUUAUAUUGAAACAAUCUCAGCGAGAGUCUUUCGGCCAAGAUAUUGUAGCAAUAAAAGCAGACGAGUUCGACGUGCUACGAUGUGGUGGCCGAAUUGACGCCGCACUCGAUGUUGCACAUGAUGUAAAAAGACCAAUCAUCCUUGACGGUAAGCAUCAAGUAGCGCGACUGUUAGCCAAACAUUACCAUGAAAAGGCUGCUCACGAUCAACAGGAGACUGUAGUAAAUGAUCUCAAGCAGAAAUAUUGGAUAGUGAAGCUGAGAUCUACUGUCAAGUUCGUAGCUUCACGUUGCAUGAUAUGCAAACUGAGGAAAGCCAAACCUGAAGUUCCCAGGAUGGGAGACUUACCAGCUGCGCGUAUGGCUCACCAUCAGAGGCCGUUUACAUACAGCGGAUGUGAUCUGUUUGGCCCAAUCGAGGUGACAGUGGGAAGACACCGCGAAAACAGGUAUGGUGUACUUUUUACUUGUCUGACGGUAAGAGCCGUCCAUAUAGAAAUAGUUCAUUCUCUGACAACGGAUUCUAUGAUAAUGGCACUUCGUCGGAUGGCGGCACGAAGAGGUUGGCCGAGAUAUUUGUAUUCUGAUAACGGUACUAACCUGCGGGGCGCUGAUUCGGAAUUGAAGAAAGCCGUUCAAGAACUGGAUGAUGAAGUUUUGAAAAGAGAAGCUGCGAACGAAGGAAUCCAGUGGUCAUUUAUUCCACCCGCUAGUCCCCAUUGGGGUGGGGCAUGGGAACGACUGGUGCGCAGCGUAAAGACUUCACUAAAGGUAAUUUUUAAAGAAAGAGCGCCCAAAGAUGAAACUUUGAGCACUUUUAUAGCCGAGGUAGAAAAUAUAGUGAACUGUAGACCCUUAACUCACGUAUCUGUUGAACCUGGAAGUGAUGAGGCUUUGACGCCAAAUCAUUUCCUUCUCGGUACGUCAUCCAGCUUACCUGUAUUAGGUUGUUUUGAUGUGAAUGACUUACAUCUCCGGAAGCAAUGGCGCAAGUCACAGCUUCUAGCAGAUAUGUUUUGGCAGCGCUGGGUCAGAGAGUACUAA